AUGGACACAGAUACUGGCCUCAAUCAUGCAUACGGCUCCCCACAGCAUCAAGACACCGAGCUGUUCUCCUCUGAAGAAGACAGCAGCCUCUACUUCACCUACAGCGGAGGGUGCAAUGAACUGCAAGUCAACGACCUGCACUUCGAGGUGGACACGGCGGCUCAAAUCCCGUGGUACGAGAGGUUAUCGGAGUUCAAGUUGCCGUGGGAGAUAAAAGGGGACAAGCAGACAGCCAUCAACAAGCUCAGCCUCCGAGUCCGCAGCGGGCAAAUGCUGGCCGUCAUUGGCAGCUCAGGUUGCGGUAAAACAUCUUUGCUGGACAUAAUAACGUGCCGCAAUGAGGGCGGUGCAAUGACAUCCGGUCAGGUUCUGAUUAACGGGAAGCCCAACACGCCGCAGCUGGUGAAGAAGAGCAUCGCUCAUGUCCGCCAAGACGACCGUCUUCUCCCUCACCUCACUGUCCGUGAAACUCUGGCCUUUGUUGCCAAGCUGAGGCUGCCCACCCACUUCACUCAGGCCCAGAGGGACCAGAGGGUGGAUGACGUCAUCGCAGAGCUGCGGCUGCGACAGUGUGCUCACACCAGGGUGGGAAACGAUUACGUCAGAGGCGUUUCUGGAGGGGAGAGGAGGAGAGUCAGCAUCGCUGUCCAGCUUCUCUGGAACCCCGGUAUUUUGAUCCUGGACGAGCCCACGUCAGGUCUGGACAGCUUCACGGCCCACAACCUGGUCAUCACCCUGUCCCGCCUGGCUCGGGGGAACCGUCUCGUCCUGCUGUCGGUCCACCAGCCUCGGUCGGACAUCUUCCAGCUAUUCGACCUCGUCGUCCUGCUGUCGUCGGGUUCGGCCGUUUACUGUGGCGCUGCUCGUGACAUGGUGCCUUACUUCACCUCCCUCGGACACCCCUGCCCCCGAUACUGCAACCCCUCUGACUUCUAUGUUGAUCUGAUCAGUAUAGACCGGCGCAGUCCAGAGCGGGAGGCCGAGUGUUUGGAGCGUUCCACGGUUCUGGCCGAGCGGUUCCUGGAAAAAGUCAGAGUCACAGACAAUCACAUGUGGAAGCCAGCGGGGACCAACGCAGCGCCAACACAAACUGAAAGCCCUCAGCAGAAGAGCAAUGUUAAAGGACAGGAAGUGGUCACUAUCUCCAAGCAGAGUAACAGGCGGCCUGGCCGGCUUCACCAGUUUACGAUUCUCAUCAGGCGGCACAUGUACAAUGACUUCAGAGACCUGGGCACCUUAUUCGUUCACGGCUUAGAGGCCCUCCUCAUGUCCCUGCUGGUCGGUUGUCUCUACUACGGGGCAGGAGAGACGCGUCUGUCCAUUCAGGACACGGUGGCACUGCUCUACAUGAUCGGAGCUCUCACCCCAUUCGCGGUGGUGCUGGACGUCAUAGCGAAAUGUCACACAGAGAGAGCCAUGCUCUACCACGAGCUGGAGGACGGCAUGUACUCCGUCACCUCCUACUUCUUCGCCAAGGUCCUGGGGGAGUUACCGGAGCACUGCGUGUUCACCCUGGUGUACGGCCUGCCCAUCUAUUGGCUGGCCGGUCUUAACGAGGCUCCGGACCGUUUCCUGCUCAACUUCCUGCUGGUGUGGCUGAUGGUUUACUGCAGCCGAGCCAUGGCUCUGUUUGUGGCCGCUGCGCUGCCCACCCUGCAGACCUCCGCCUUCAUGGGCAACGCCCUGUUCACUGUCUUCUAUUUGACCGGAGGCUUCGUCAUCAGCUUGGAGAAUAUGUGGCUUGUGGCCUCGUGGUUCUCUCACGCCUCCUUCAUGCGUUGGGGUUUUGAGGGCAUGCUGCAGGUGCAGUUCCGAGGCAACGAGUACCCCGUCUCCAUCAGAAACAUCACCAUCAAUGUGGACGGCAUACACGUGGUGGAUGCCAUGAACAUGAACCAGUAUCCUCUGUACUCGUGCUAUCUCGUCCUGCUGGCGGUCUGUCUGGUCUUCAUGGCGCUCUAUUACGUGUGCCUAAAAUUCAUCAAACAGAAGUCCAGUCAGGACUGGUGA
Messenger RNA from Cyclopterus lumpus (lumpfish), 2010 nucleotides. It is a transcript of the gene abcg8, whose product is annotated as ATP-binding cassette, sub-family G (WHITE), member 8. Bases 1 to 2010 code for a protein of 669 amino acids. The record is from RefSeq and is a predicted model, not a curated record. Gene Ontology annotation, cellular component: plasma membrane. Gene Ontology annotation, biological process: cholesterol homeostasis. NCBI's taxonomy places the organism in Eukaryota, Metazoa, Chordata, Actinopteri, Perciformes, Cyclopteridae. The transcript is spliced from 13 exons. Gene Ontology annotation, molecular function: ATP hydrolysis activity; ATP binding; ABC-type transporter activity.